GUUAACAUAAUACUUCAUCUUCGCACAGGCACCACUGUGGCGCGAACCACUGCAACGCUGUGAACUACUGCGCCGCACAGAGGCGCUACUGUAGAGAGCAGCCAUCAAGCAGUGUUGGGAAAACAACCGUAGAUUCUAGAUGCCACGUUUUUCAGUUGCCAAAGAACAUAUUUGAUUCAAAGUAACAGUGCCCAUUUUUGUAAGAUAUUCGGAUACAAAGUAGCCUCGUUGCGCAAACUUUGAAAGCUGUGGAAAAUAAGGAAGUAAAACGUUAGUUCUUGAUUUGGGAACUUAGAAGAGGAGCAUCAUCAUCAUGUUCAGUUGGGUGAAUAAGGAACAAGGAGGCAGAAACAAGGACGGCGAAAUGUACCAAACUGUGACGGAGGGUCUUCAACAACUUUACUCAAAAAAAUUAUUUCCAUUGGAAGAAACCUAUCUUUUCCAUGAUUUCCACUCACCUGCGUUGGAGGCAGCGGAUUUUCAGAGCAAGCCAAUGGUUCUACUGGUUGGACAGUAUUCUACGGGGAAGACGACGUUCAUAAGGUACCUGCUGGAGCAGGACUUCCCAGGCAUGCGGAUUGGCCCAGAGCCCACAACGGAUGGCUUCAUCGCUGUCAUGUACGGGGAGAACGAGGGGAUUGUCCCUGGUAACGCUCUGGUGGUCGACCCCAAGAAACCCUUCCGUAAACUCAACGCUUUUGGAAACGCUUUCCUCAACAGGUUAAUCUGCUCCCAGAUGCCUAACCAGGUCCUCCAGGGCAUUAGUAUAAUUGACACACCAGGAAUCCUGUCUGGAGAGAAGCAACGCGUUAGUCGAGGCUAUGAUUUCUCUGAGGUGCUGCGAUGGUUCGGAGAGCGGGUGGACCGCAUCAUCCUGCUCUUCGACGCCCACAAACUGGACAUCUCAGACGAGUUCUCUGAGGCCAUCAAGGCUUUCCGUGGCCAGGAUGACAAGAUCCGCGUGGUGCUGAACAAGGCUGACCAGGUGGACAGCCAGCAGCUGAUGAGGGUCUACGGAGCUCUGAUGUGGUCCCUUGGGAAAGUCAUCAACACACCCGAGGUGGUGAGGGUCUACCUGGGCUCAUUCUGGGCCAAGCCCCUGCAGAACACGGAGAACCGGAGGCUCUUUGAGGCAGAGGCCCAGGACCUCUUCAAGGACAUCCAGGGCCUGCCCCGGAACGCUGCCUUACGCAAACUCAAUGACCUCAUCAAACGAGCUCGACUUGCUAAGGUGCAUGCCUACAUCAUCAGCUACCUGAAGAAAGAGAUGCCGUCGUUGUUUGGGAAGGAGAAGAAGAAAGAGGAACUGAUCAUGAGACUUCCUGAGAUCUACACCAUACUGCAGAGAGAGCACCACAUCUCCCCUGGAGACUUUCCCAAUGUCGUCAAGAUGCAGGAGCAGCUCCAGCACUAUGACUUCAGCAAGUUCCCCUCCCUGAAGAUGAAGCUGAUUGAGUCUGUGGACAAGAUGUUGGCUAACAAGAUCUCCGGCCUGAUGACCAUGAUCCGUGACGAGGAGAGCAUGGCACCCCCCGCCAUGGUGAGCGGCGGGGCCUUUGAGGGCUCCCAAGACGGUCCCUUCGGCCAGGGCUACGGAGAGGGCAUCAGCGCCGGGUCUGACUGCGAGGACUGGAUCGUAAGCCGUGACAAACACAAGUACGAUGAGAUUUUCUACUCCAUGAACCCCAUCAACGGAAAGAUCAGUGGAGUCAACGCCAAGAAGGAAAUGAUGAACUCCAGUCUGCCCAACACAGUCCUGGGGAAGAUCUGGAAGCUGGCGGACUGUGAUAAAGACGGCAUGCUGGAUGACGAGGAGUUUGCCCUGGCGCAGCACCUGAUCAAGGUGAAGCUGGAGGGGUACGAGCUGCCCACCGAGCUACCUCACCACCUGGUGCCUCCCGCCCACAGGAAGAACGAGGUCGCUGACAUCCUCUACAACCAUGACGAGAACUAAAGACAAGCCAAAAAAACACCAAUGGAGAGGACACUCUAUUGUGUCCCAAUGCUCAAACUUGUGCACUAUGUAGUAUGGUGUAGAGGUCGACCGAUUAUGAUUUUUCAACGCCGAUACCGAUUAUUGGAUGACCAAAAAAAAGCCGAUAACGAUUAAUCGGCCGCUUUAAAAAUAAA
Molecule: messenger RNA, 2130 nt
Organism: Oncorhynchus kisutch (coho salmon)
Lineage: Eukaryota; Metazoa; Chordata; Actinopteri; Salmoniformes; Salmonidae
Product: EH domain-containing protein 4-like
Exons: 6
Coding region: 314-1954 (546 amino acids)
Biological process (GO): endosomal transport; endocytosis
Cellular component (GO): plasma membrane; cytoplasm
Molecular function (GO): protein binding; calcium ion binding; GTP binding
Source: RefSeq, a predicted model, not a curated record